AUGAAGCAACCAUUUAACAAUGAUGAUGAUGACUUAGCGGCAACAGGGCCACCCGAUGACACUACGCCAGCCCCGGUUAAAUCCAGCACCACUCCAGGCCGGGGCAAAUCUAGCACCACUACCACCACUACAACCCCACAACCGGAAGUUGAUGAAAACUUGAAAGCAAUCCUGGCCAACAUGAACCAGCCCAUAGAAGAUAGCGACAAAAGUCUUAAGGAGGCGGCGCCAGAGGGCACUACCACCGAGACACUGGACACCACCUCACCCGCGGCUGACCACGAUACAACGCCGGAAGUGGAUGAAAAUUUAAAAGCAAUUUUGGCCAACAUGAACCAACCCAUAGAUGAAGCUGAUAAAUCUCUUAAGGCGGCGCUAGAGGGCACUACCGCUGAGCCGGCUGAAAGUACAACCGCACCUGCUGAAGAAGAUAGCAAACUAAAAGACGCGGCACCGGACCAAACAGGCGCCCCACCAAUGGCUGGCGCGUCGACACCGGCCGACGGGACACACCCGGCAGAGGCGGGUGGGGCGACCACACCGGCAUCUACUAAAGCUAAAACAAAGCCUGGUGCUAAACAUGAUGCAAAACAUGGUGCAAAGCAUGGUGAAAAGCAUGAGACACAUCACCAUCACGGCCACCAUCAUGGCCACCAUCAUGGUGACCAUCACGGUCACCCUCACCAUCCCCAUAAGCCAAGCAAGCCCAUCACAAUGGUAAUGAUCAAACAGACGGUGCCGUCGCCGCUAUCACCCCUACUCAGUGGUGGCAAUAAACAGGUUGUGAUAGCGGUGGGCACCGGUGCGGCGCCGGGCAAAGCAGCAUCCAAACAGCCGAGCAAACUAGUAGUGAUCACACCGGGCAAAGUGCUUGUAGUACAAGGAUUCAAAGCGCCGACAAAACCCGGGGUCAAACCUGGUAAGGCCGACGUAGACAAACCACUUAAGGCCGCCCCCGAAGAUGACAAACCCCUUAAGGCCGACGCCGGCGAAGACAAACCCCUUAAGGCCGACGCCGGCGAAGACAAACCCCUUAAGGCCGACGCCGGCGAAGACAAACCACUUAAGGCCGCAGCCGAUGAGGACAAACCGGUUAAGUCCGCCGCCGCCGACUCAGACGAUGUUAAGUUAAAGUCAGCUCAGGAUGAGGCCCAAACACCCGCUCCGGACGCUGCAGCCCCGGCACAGGUGGGCGAACCGGUAGCUACAGAAGCGACAGCACCGGCAGCGGCAGAAGGGGAAGCAACACCGGCAGCGACUGGCGAAACUGGCGCGACCCCUGAGCCACCACCCGCUGAUUCUACUCAAACGACAGGUGAACCCACACCGGCUGGAGAGCCCGGAGCGGCCACAGCGGCACCGGUAGGUUCCGCAUCGGUGGCUGUAGCGGCACCGGGCGGUACGUUAGCCGCGACGGGUAAGGGUGGCGCCGGCGUUGUGGCUGGUAUUGGCGCAGGCGGUGUAGUGGCGGCAGUGGUGUCCAGUAGUGGUGGCAAAACGCAGGCCCAGAUCAAUGAGGAACGGUUCCGAAAGGCCCAGCAGUUGUACCAAACGCUGGCCCACAAUACGCGCAAAUUGAUGAAUAUGACGGCUGAGGCGACCAGGAACAUGCUUAAUGGCACGAUGCGUUAUGGUAAAAUAAUUGGCAACGAGACCAAGCGCCAUUACGAUAUGAGGGACAAGUACUCGGCCGACUGGCGCAACGCUACCCAUAAGAUAAUUAAUGGCACGAUAAGGUUUAUACAGGCGUUGCACAAUGGCACCAAGAUCAUAUUUAAGGAAUCGCAAAAACAUUUGGGCCAACUCGGGAACGAAACAAAACAGAUGUACGACAAACGGGGCGAAUACGCGGCCCAAGUGGCCAAUCAGACCAACCAAAUGACGGCCAAACUCACGAAAGAGAGCAAAGAGUUUUACGCCAAUCAGGCGCAGGUGGCGGCGCGUGCGCGGGCGGCCACCGCCAAGUUCAACGAGGCCAACAUCGAUCAGGCGGCGCGCAUAGCGGCGGCCACCAAGGUGGCGUACGAUCAUCGCGAAAACAUCAAGGGCAAAAUCAAACAAGAUAUAAAAAACGCGCCUGGCCAAUUAAGAGAGGAGUUGGCUAAAGCGCCGGGUCAAAUUCGAGACUCGACGGGCCGGUUAGUCACCGGCACUGUACACGUGGUGGGCGCCGGUAUUCAGGGCGCGCGGGCCAACACUGGCAAGUUGGUGGCCGGCACUAAACAGGUGGUGGGCGCCGGUAUUCAAGGCGCGCGCGACCACACCGGCAAGUUGGUGGCCGGCACUAAACAGGUGGUGAACACCGGUAUUCAAGGGGCCAGAAAAACGGUACAACAGAUUAAACAACAGCCAGUGGUGGUGGCCAUUGCCAAUCGCAAGGGUGUGGCGGCCGCUAUUUUGACAUCGGGUGGCGGUAAAAGUGGGCCAGAUGCACCGGCCGCGCCUGACGCACCUGGUGUGCCGGCCGCGCCAGGUCAAGCUGAUGGUGCGCCUGGUGGUGAUAGUCAGCAUGCUGAUGUGAAUUUAAAAGUGGCCGAGUCUGAGUCUGUAACAACAACAACGACCGAGGCCGAAACAGAGACUACUGUUUCAUCUAGUGAUGAGACUACGACUACGGCUGAUAGUUAA
This is a messenger RNA of Medioppia subpectinata, 2628 nucleotides long. The record is from the annotation of a GenBank genome assembly. Lineage: Eukaryota; Metazoa; Arthropoda; Arachnida; Sarcoptiformes; Oppiidae.